GAUAGAGCGUCAUUGUACGUAAUGGAGUCGAUUUUCUAUUCAACAAAGUUGUGAAUGAAGAGUUUACAUAUUUUUGCCAAAAAUAUCACAUAAAACUGUGAAAUAUUUAAAGUUUUUGGACUUCAGUGAAUAUCUAAAGGUGAUUUAUGGAUACCAGAGCUAAGAAAACGUGCCUAAACAACCUCAUCUUCGCAUCAAUGUAUAAUCAUUCAUCAAUCAACACUAUGGGAAUACAGAGGGUUCGCUAACAGUGCGUUAUUUAUAUAUUGGCUGCCCAAACACGCGGGUUCAUGGUUUUACGAGGGCAAAUUUGUUUUCCAACGUCAGAUGAAGGAAUGGCUUCAGAUCAACCUGUGAAAAAAAAGCAGAGGAUAGAUGGCCCCGAUAUCAGUGAAGCGAGUGAUAAGUCCGCGGAGGAUAUACUCCCUGACAUUUACGACUCUGAGACACCUCUUGCGGAUAGCUCUGGAGACUAUACAUCCAGGAAUGGCGAGUCUCCUGACAGUGGCACUGUAAGUGAAGACGCGGUUGAUUGUUCUACCAUUUUGAGGCUCCCUAGUGAUAGUAAUGUUGAAAUUAUACCUUCGUGUUCUAAUAAUAAUCAAAACUGGACCGUGGCUGAUGAUAAUCUUCUCAGUGAACUGCGCGUAUUCCAAAACGCUUUAGUUGGACAAUGUUUGUGUGGUUUUAAUGAAAAUUCGCUAUCUCAGCUGUUCGACAGACGCUUACAUAUAAACACCUGGCCUCUCACAUGCUCCCUCACCUAUUUGUCAACAAUGCAAUUAAUGUUUGAUAUUUAUCUGAAACAAAACAAUGUUGGCACUAUAUGCUCCAGAUUAAUGUAUGCAUGUGAUAUUUUUGUCAGAAACAGGCAUGACUGGAUAACAGAGAUUGUAGAAUUAGCAGACCAUAAGAGCAAAUUUAUAACCUUCGUCGCAUGUAGAGUAUUAGCCAGUUUCCUCAUUGUAUCUAAAGACACCGUCGAUGAAAACUGGUUGCAGCAGAUCACCGAAAAUGUUUACUUGUUUGAUAGAAUUAAUAGAAUUACUGUGCAAAAGAUAAAUUUCAGCUUAGAUAUAAUCAAGAGGAUAGUUGAAUGGAAGGAUGUGGAGCAACAUCCCUUAGAUGAGACUAGUUAUGCUAAUGCACCCGGCACCAUCCAGGUUCAGGAGGAUAAUCCAUUUAGAGGCAGCUCGAGCUCGCAAUCGUCAGCGGGCUCUAGUUCACGUAGUGAUAAUUUACAUAGUGCAUUUUCUAAUUUGCAAACCCACAGCUCACCUUCAACAUCUUCUGAUAGUAAGACAAGUAAACCAACAUCCACAUUCAAACUUAAUGAGCCUGUCUUUAAAUUCCCUCACGACCAAUCCGACAGCAGAAUGGAACCGGCUGAUUCUCCAGAACCUUCUCAAUCAAGGAUAGAAAGAGUUAACGAGCAUGGAUGCAUAACUGUGAUAUUAACAGACUCCGAGUCGUUUGAUACAUCUCAUAUAAAAUGUUUAACUAUAAAGACUUUAGAGCAUCACUGGCCAAUUCUAGUAAAAAACAUGAAGCUGCUUCUGUUAAGGUACCUGAACUUAUCUAAUGCUGAAAAUUGUAUAUUAACUUUCUUCUCCCUGUGGGAGAAUAUUAUAAGUGUCAAAGCGAAUCUCUCCGUCAUUGAUACCAAGCCAUUUUAUGCAGACUUGCAGGGUUUUGUAGAUUUAUUAAGGAAUACAAUGCUUCCGGGCUUAAUAUAUGCACAUUUACUUAGUUUAUUUAAUGAAGUCCUAUGUUAUGGCUCAACGUUGGCCCUUCAGGAUAUACUGCCGGAGGAAAUAUGUUGCUUAGCCCAUUCUAUAGUUAGGUAUGUGAAAGACUUUAGAUUGUUAAGUGAAGUUAGGGUUCAAAGUAGUAGAAGUGGAUUUGGGUUUUUGGAACAUGACUGUAGAGUGAUACAUGAUUAUUCUUUGGGACCUGAUAUCGGGCCGUUAUCAUCAUCAAUACAAUUGGUCGAUCAGAGUUAUGGUGAAGAUGAUAACGAAGAUUCCACACAAAGCCGGACUGAGGUAGACAAAACAAUGCUCCAACGAAUGUCACUGCUGGUCCUCAAAUCCGUAGCAGUCACCGUUAAAGAGAUGCGAUGUGACUCAUCGGACAGUUCAAUAGAUUCGUCAGAUUACAACGCUAUACAGGACAUGCAAAUAGUUGAAAGAUCAAUACGGGACGUGCUUAAGAAAUUGGAUGUGUUUAUAAGGAAUCGCUUAGAGUUUCACCCGGAGACUCCAUUCACCAAGAUGUUGAUACAUCUGUUCAGCGAGCAGGAUGAUUAUCUCAUUGAAUCUAUGGUGUGUACAUUAGAUAUAACCGUGGGUAUAGUGUAUAGGAACUCUAUGUAUCCCGACUUAAUACCAAUGCUGAAUCCCAUUAUGUCCUUCAUAGAAUUCCUCAGGGUUGUCGCACAUGAUAGUGAUGUGUUGUUAGAUUAUCUUGUCAGCAAUGAAACCUGUUUUCUUUUAUACUUGUUGAGAUUCUUAAAAUAUGUGAGACGUAACUGGCCAAAAUUCUUAGACACCUGCCAGCAAAUGGAUCCGGGUACAACGAGAGGCCUGGAUGAUACUAUGAGGGUUUUGAUAAGGUUGCGUUUACAAAUCAGUAGGCUAGUAUCGAAAUCACUUUUCCCAUACAACAUCAGUCCAGUUCUGAGACUGCUCGAGGUCUGCGAAAGUCUCUAUGAAGGAAAUGAAUUUAGCUGAAUCAAUACAUACAAGAAACAGGCAACUAAAGUAUUUUAAAAUUAGAAUCUAUAAAAAAAAAACAUAAAACUCAAAGACUGGCGAUAUAACAUUCCAAAACUAAUUGGCUUAGUUUUUAAUAUAAUAAUUAGUUAAUUUAUAUUUUAAUGUUACAUGUGUAAUCGUAAAUAAUAAAGUACAUUUCUCUAAGUCUUCCUGUAUUUGUUAAUAAUGUUUUUUUUCUUAUGUUAAAAUAUAUCUAAUUUAAUCACGAAAUUUUAAACUUAAAAGUGCCUUGUAAUGAACAGUGCCUUUCAUUAACAUAUACAGCAUAAUAAAUAUAUAUAUAUAUACACAUACAUAUAUAAACGGUCGCUUAUUACAUAGGAAUAGCAUAAUUUAUUAUGUUUUGUAUAUAUAAUUAAUUUUAGUGCAUAUAAAAUGCGGGUUUAUAAAAUACAUAAAUUAUAUAAAACGUAACCAGUGUAAAUAUAGCCAUUUACUGUUUAAGGAGUAAAAUUUAAUCAGUAUUAAACGAAAAAAAAAAACUUAAUUUAUAUUUAAAAAAAAAAAGUAAUAAAUGUAAUAUUUUUUAGUAUUGUAUGUAAUUAGGAAACUUUGAAAAUUUUUUUUUUUUUUAAAUUUUGUCACAACUCAUGAAAUCACAGGACGAAAAUGUUUUUAAAAUCAUGUUAUAAAUAAAUUAAUUGUGUUGUUUUUUUUUACUCACGAUCAUUGUAACAGAUUGACCUCCGACUGUUAUCUAGAUAUAUGUAUUUUAUUAAUAGUUUGUAUUUUUGAUUAUUAUGUUUGUUAUGUCACUGAAUCUCAGCCAUUUAAAAUUGCCACGGUGUUUAUAUACGAACAGUUUUGAUGUUAAAUUAUUCUUGCCAUUAAUAUAGUAUAGUUACGUGGAAACAUGAACCUUGACUUUACUUGAUAAUUCGUUUGUUACCGAUCACUUUAUAUAUUCAUAUUAUUGAAAAAAAAAAUAAUAAUUCUGACGACAAUAAUUAAAUUCAUAUAAAUAUAACUUUAUUGUAAAUUUUAAGUUAUAAUUUAAUAUACCAAUAAAACAAAAUAUUUUUGUACAUGAUCCGUAA
This is a messenger RNA of Danaus plexippus (monarch butterfly), 3814 nucleotides long. RefSeq names its product protein lines (gene lin). Lineage: Eukaryota; Metazoa; Arthropoda; Insecta; Lepidoptera; Nymphalidae. The record is from RefSeq and is a predicted model, not a curated record. Bases 291 to 2732 code for a protein of 813 amino acids. The transcript is spliced from 2 exons.